AUGGAUCAACAAUAUAUUGCUGAAUUAGAACAAACUUUAAGUGUUGUUGUGGUUCCAAACAACGCUAAUUUGAAAGAUGCCACUAAUUUAUUGACAAAAAAAUUUUAUUCAGAACAAAGAAGUUUACCGGCUUUGAUUCACAUUUUACAAACCAAUCAAUCUAAUGAAUUAAGACAAUUAGCUGGUAUUGAAGCCAGAAAAUUAGUUUUCCAAUAUUGGAAGCAACUAGAUAUUAAUACCCAAAAUGAAAUUAAAACUUCAUUGUUGAACAAAGUGUUUGCAGAACAAAAUAACAUGGUUCGUCAUUCUAUGACUCGUGUUAUUGCUGCCAUCGGUAAUGAAGAGAUUGAUGAAAAGAAGUGGCCAGAGUUGGUUCCAAAUUUGAUCCAAGUUGCCUCUGCUCAAGACCCUCAGGCUAGAGAGACGGCAUUGUUUAUAUUAUUCACUUUAUUGGAAGGCUUUAAUCCAUCUUUAUCUUUAUAUAAUGAUGAUUUAUUAAAUUUGUUUUCUAUCACUAUAUCUGAAAACCCAGCUUCCACUUUAGAAUCUAGAUCUCUAUCUGUCCAGUCUGUUAACUUGGUCGCUCAAUUAAUUGAAGAACAAGCUCAAAUAGAUCAAAACCAGGUGGCUAAAUUCACUAGUUUGAUUCCAUCUGUUGUCGGUGUUUUAGAAGCUGUAAUCAAAGCCGAUGAUGCCGUCAAUACUAAAUUAAUUUUCAAUUGCUUAAAUGACUUUUUGCUAUUGGAUUCCCAGAUGACUGGCAACGAAACUAUCAUAGAUUUAAUUAAACUAGGUAUUCAAAUUUCUACUAAUGUUCAACUUGAUGAAGAGGUUAGGACUUUUGCUAUUAGAUUCUUAAUUUCUGCCUUAAGUUACAGAAAAACUAAAAUCUCACAAGCCAAAUUAGGUCCUGAGCUUACUUUAGCUGCUUUGAAAAUUGCUUCUGAGGAAAUUGAUGUUGAAGAAGAAUUAAAUAAUGAAGAUGAAGCUGCUGAAAAUGAGGAGGACACUCCAUCCUUAUUAGCUAUUAGAGUAAUUGCAUUUGCCUCCUCUGAACUACCUCCAUCCCAGGUUACCCAAAUUAUCAGUUCUCAGUUAGCUAGCAUGUUGCAAUCUUCCAACCAGUUUGAAAGAAGAGCCAUACUAUUAGCUAUUUCUGUUUCUGUCACUGGUUCACCAGACUAUAUUUUGUCUCAAUUAGAAAAGAUUGUCCCAGCUACUUUGAAUGGUUUGAAGGAUCCUUCUCCAAUUGUUCAAUUAGCUGCUUUAAGAUGCAUUGUUCAAUUAACUACUGACUUACAAGGUGAAGUCGCUAAAUACCAUGAGCAAUACCUACCACUGAUUAUGGCUAUCAUUGACAAUGCUAAAAGCAUCGUUAUUUAUAAAUAUGCUACUACGGCAUUAGAUGGAUUAUUAGAGUUUACUGCUUACGAAGACAUUAGUAAAUAUUUGGAACCAUUGAUGAACAAGUUGUUCCAUAUGUUGGACACUAACCCAUCUUCUAAAUUAAAGGCUGCUAUUGUUUCUGCCAUUGGUUCUGCUGCAUUUGCCGCUGGUACAGCUUUCACACCUUUUUUUAAAACCUCUGUUGAAUACUUGACUAAAUACAUCCAGAACAGUGGUAACAUUGAAGGCAUGUCGGAAGACGAUAUUGAGUUAAGAGCUUUAACUUUUGAAAAUAUUUCUACUAUGGGUAGGGCUGUUCGUUCCCAAGCUUUUGCUGAAUUUGCCGAACCAUUAGUCAACUCCGCUUAUGAGGCUGUGAAAACAGAUUCUGCUAGGUUGAGAGAAUCUGGGUAUGCAUUCAUUGCAAACAUGGCUAAGGUAUACGGGAAAGAUUUUGCUCCAUUUUUGAAAACCAUUAUGCCCGAAAUUUUUAAAACUUUGCAACAAGCAGAGUAUGACUUUAAUUUUGAAGAUGGCGAGGAAGUUGGUGAUGGAUUGACCGAAGAAGAUUUAGUUAAUAAGUUUACCGUUAACACUGGUAUUUCUUAUGAAAAAGAAGUUGCUGCUGCCGCUUUGAGUGAACUAGCCAUCUCGACUAAAGAAAAUUUCUUAGAAUAUGUUGAGCCAUCUUUGGAAAUUUUGAAACAACAAGCUGAAGAAUCUUAUGGUUUGAAAGAAACUGCAUUGAAUACUUUGUGGAAAGUUGCAAAAGCCGUUUUACUAACCGGGAAUGCCCAAGUUGAAGAUAAUUAUCCAAAAGGUGUUCCAGCUACUUAUUAUAUUGACACUUCUUCUUUAGCUGUUAUUCAAACAGUAAGAGAGACUUGUAUUGAUAGUUUAGAAGACGAAUUUGAAACUUCUGUUGUUAUUGUUGUUUUAGAAGAUUUUGGUGAGAUGCUAAAGAAAUUUGGUGCCAUUAUUAUUGCUGAUAGCAACAACACUUCAUAUUUAGAAAAAUUGUGUUUGACUGUGCUACAGGUUUUAAAAGGUUCACAUACUUGUCAAACAAUUGAUUAUGAGGAAGAAGGUCAAAAAGCCGAACUGGAAGAUCCAGAAGAAUUAGACGCUUCUGAAACCGAAGCCACUUUGGUAGACGUUGCUUUGGAAGUUUUGGUUGGUUUGGCUUUUUGUUUAGGCAAUGAUUUUACUAAAAUUUUUGAAAAUUUUAAACCAACAAUUUUCCAAUUAUUCAACUCUAAAUCAAAGAAUAAGAGAAGUGCUGCUGUUGGUGCUUUGUCUGAAAUUGUUUCUGGAUUAAAAGAGAGUAACACAUACACUCAAGAAAUGAUGGAAGCUUUAGUCAUUAAAUUGACCAGUGACAAGAGUCUAGAAGUUAGAGGCAAUGCUGCAUAUGGUGUUGGUUUAUUAAUUCAAUAUGCCACUUUCGACGUCAGUAGUAUAUAUGAACCUGUAUUGAAGGGCUUAUACCAGUUAUUAAGUAGUGCUGAUCAAAAAUCUGCUACUAUAGACGAUGGUAACGAUGAUACUAGAGACAAUAUUGAAGUGGCAUACGCUAAUGCAACUGGUUGUGUUGCCAGAAUGACUUUGAAACAUCAAAAUUUGAUUCCCUUAGAGCAUACAUUACCAGCUUUGUUAAGCCAUUUACCAUUGAAGACUGCAUUUGAAGAAUAUACUCCAAUUUUUGAAAUUAUUUUGAGAUUAUACUCUGAUAAUAAUGAAGUUAUUGUUAGCCAAACUCCAAAAAUUAUUGAAAUUUUUGCUGACGUUUUCAAGAAGGAAAACGAAAGAAUUCAAUUGGAAAAUGAAUCUACUUUAGGAAGAGAAGAAUAUAUUGAAAGGUUAAAACCAUUCAAAGAUGAUGAGAUUAAAGGUAAGGUCGUCGAAUUGCUAAGAUAUUUAAACACUAAAUAUGAUGGAAUUGUUUCUGGUAAUCAAGUUUUAGCUCCAGUAAUUGCUUAA
This is a messenger RNA of Saccharomycodes ludwigii, 3366 nucleotides long. It is a transcript of the gene KAP123, whose product is annotated as karyopherin KAP123. The record is from RefSeq and is a predicted model, not a curated record. The transcript has a single exon. Gene Ontology annotation, molecular function: nuclear import signal receptor activity; small GTPase binding. Gene Ontology annotation, cellular component: nucleus; cytoplasm. Gene Ontology annotation, biological process: protein import into nucleus. The coding region runs from base 1 to 3366 and encodes 1121 amino acids. Lineage: Eukaryota; Fungi; Ascomycota; Saccharomycetes; Saccharomycodales; Saccharomycodaceae.